ACACCACUAUUAUAAUAUGUUUUUCGACUCUAGAAGAUCAUUUUAAGACUUAAAAUAUGGGCCAAUUACCCAGUGUCUCUUUGGGCAAAGUCAUCCUUCUAGUUAUUUGCUGCCUUAAAAUAUCAUAUGCUCUGCAGUGUGUGGACCCUGUGAAGCCCUGUGUGAACAACGCUGCCUGUGUCACUUUCCACAAUGGAACAGGCUAUUGCAGGUGUGCUCCUGGUUUCUCAGGUGAGUACUGUCAGCACAAGGACCUGUGUUAUGUGGGAUAUUGUCUGAAUGGAGGAGAAUGCACUAUGAGUGUGGACUGUGUACCUGGGAGCCCCAGAUGUGUGUGUCCUCUGGGUUUCACAGGCCAGCGCUGCGAGAUGAAUUAUGUGCCCUGCUUUCCAUCCCCCUGCCUCAAUGGUGGAACCUGCCAGCAGAUGACAGACACAACUUACAUAUGCCACUGCCUGCCUGGUUUUAAUGGAACAAACUGUGAGGUGAACAUUGAUGAUUGUCUGAAUCACCGCUGUCAGAAUGGAGCCACAUGCAUGGAUGGAGUGAACACUUACAACUGCCAGUGCCCACCUGAAUGGACUGGUCAGUUUUGCACCGAUGACGUGGAUGAAUGCAGACUGCAGCCCAACGCCUGUCAGAACGGAGGCACGUGCAGUAACACACUCAAUGGCUACAACUGUGUAUGUGUGAACGGCUGGAGCGGCCCUGACUGCUCUGAAAACAUUGAUGACUGCGCAGAUGCGCCCUGUAUCACCGGCUCCACUUGCAUCGACCGCGUGGCUUCCUUCAUUUGCAGCUGCCCUCCCGGCAAGACUGGUUUGCUGUGUCACAUUGAUGAUGUCUGCACCAGUAACCCGUGCAAGAUGGGAGCUCAAUGUGACACGAACCCCGUCAAUGGCAAGUUCAACUGUAACUGCCCCUCAGGAUACAAGGGCAGAACGUGUGUCGAGGAUAUCGACGAGUGUGUCAUCGGGACAAACCCACGUGAGCACGGUGGCUCAUGUAAGAACACAGUGGGCUCUUUUACUUGUAGCUGUGCUCCGGGUUACACCGGUCCACGCUGUGAGACAUCAAUAAAUGUGAUUCCGACCCCUGCCAGAAUGAAACCAACCUGCCUGGACCAGAUAGGAGAUUUUACCUGCUCCUGUAUGCCAGUUUUGCAGUCUUGGUGUAAAGAUAAUGCUGCAGCCACUCCGCCAAGAGAUACUUAAAGGAUCUGAGGAUCCUCAAAUGAAAACCAUGUGUGUUUUGCUUCAAAAGAGCAACAACACAUUUGUAUUGUGUUUUACUUUCUUUCUUUUAUAUUCAUUAAUUCAUUCAUUUAAUCAUUUUAUUAUUCUAUUUAAUCAUAUAAUCCUUUAUAAUAAUCAUUAUAGCCAUUUAUAUACUCAUUGCAUUGAUUUAUUCAUUGAUUAGUCAUUUAUAUUAUAUCAUUAUAGUUUAUAUUAUUUUUGUUAUUUAGUCUUAUGAUGUGUGGUUUCAAGGGAUGUCUGUCUUCAAGAAUAAGAUAAGAGGAAAUGUAAGGUUUAUGGGACAAUAUUGUGAGGCAGUAAUUUUCUAUUGGUAUUGCUUGUGGUAUAAUAACGCUUAUUGGAUUUGUUCUGGUCAUUGAAACAUACUCAACUAAGACUAUUCAAUAAACUCUGCUC
Sinocyclocheilus grahami is the source of this 1652-nucleotide messenger RNA. Its product is annotated as neurogenic locus notch homolog protein 3-like. The transcript is spliced from 8 exons. Gene Ontology annotation, molecular function: calcium ion binding. The record is from RefSeq and is a predicted model, not a curated record. Lineage: Eukaryota; Metazoa; Chordata; Actinopteri; Cypriniformes; Cyprinidae. Bases 57 to 1214 code for a protein of 385 amino acids.